Coregonus sp. 'balchen' is the source of this 2172-nucleotide messenger RNA. The record is from the annotation of a GenBank genome assembly. NCBI's taxonomy places the organism in Eukaryota, Metazoa, Chordata, Actinopteri, Salmoniformes, Salmonidae.
AUGGGUUGUAAAAAAUCCAAGCUGAAUGCCGGUCUGAAUGGAGGUGUGCUUGAUGGCAAGAACCGACAGCCAGUACGUCCCGACCAAACUGUAGAUUUGAAAGAUCACACCUGCAGUAAACCAAAUGCUAAAGUAAGUAGUAGUUUCAGGUGAAACAGUAUUUUAGUAAUCACUACAAAAAAUCCCUGUCCUGGAAACAACUGACAAAAUUGGUUAAAGUGCGUUGUUGAUGAAUCUUCGAAUAUUGACCAAAUUAUUCAUAUUUUUUAUUUAAAUGGACGAAAUAGCACACAUUUCUCUGUCUCUUUCACUAUCUCUUCACCUUAGAUUCAAACUAUUGUUCAUAGAUUAGCACAAUAAAACCAUAACAACAUUUUGGCAAACUACGGUUCAGAAGUUCUGAUAUGAAAUUAUAUCUUGAUACAGAGUAACUCACCUCCUGGAGGUCUCCUGCCUGGUCAGGUAUUCAUGAAUAUGGAAGGUAUGCUUGUUGCAUUUCUUUAUCGCACAUUGUUACAGUAAUGAUGCAGAGCAAAUAUUGUAUGAUCGUUCCAUUUCUUUUGCAGUGCAUUGUAAUAUUCCAAUAACAUUUGAUUGCAGAGAAGUGUGUUCCCACUCUCUCCCCCCCUCUUUUCUAACACAGAGCAAAGCGAGUCUGGUAAAAUAGCUAUUGCAAUAUACCCAUAUGAUGCAGUACAUGCAGACGAUUUGGGAUUCAAGAAGGGCGAAAGGCUUAAGGUUCUUGAAGAGUAAGUGCCUGUUCUCCAUAUUAUUACAUUUGAGUGUGUUGGAUUUUAUACAUAAACCAACCCAAUGUUGGACUAAGAGGAAUAUUGUUUUUGCAAGCAUUUUAUAUAAAGAUGAUUACAGUGUCAUCAUUGAAUAGAACACACUUAGAAAAAAAGGAGCUAUCUAGAACCUUCGGAUGUCCCCAUAGGAGAACCCUUUGAAGAACCCUUUUUGGUUCCAAUGAGAACCCUUUUGGGUUCCAUGUAGGACCCUUUAGUUAUACGUGGAACCCAAAAGGGUUCUCAUUGGAACCAAAAAGGGUUCUCCAAUGGGGACAGCUGAAGAACCCUUUUGGAACCCUUUUUUUCUAAGAGUAGCUUGUUGUUGUGUCCCUUCCUUCAUUGACAUCAUAUGAAUCGUAACUGUUUUCAGGCAUGGUGAAUGGUGGAAGGCUAGGUCUCUGACCACUAAGAAAGAAGGGUUCAUACCCUCCAAUUAUGUUGCCGAGGCCAACACCAUGGAGACAGAGGAGUGAGUGUCAUUAUCAUAAUGACUUUUACACAUUUCUCUCAGCACCAACAAGGCUUUCUAGUCACCGUUAAUAGAUGCACAUAGCUGUUAUUUCAUUCAUUUCAGGGGAAGAUUGGAUGUCUAAAAUGUGUCACUAUAAUAUUGUUUUCUGCGUAGAUGGUUUUUCAAGGAUAUUACAAGGAAGGACGCAGAGAGACAACUUUUGGCCCCUGCAAACAAAGCAGGAUCUUACCUCAUUCGUGAGAGUGAGACAUCAAAAGGUAAGGACCCACUGGAGAAACUAUGUCUCUCUAAUGAAAAUAACUUGUCCAUGAUUCCCAUACGUAAAAUAAUUUAUGCACGCAUGACUGUAAGUCAUUUUUUGAUAAAAGUAUCUGCUAAAUUGAAUAUAUUAUUAUUUUAUAUAUUAUUCACUGUAUUGUAUUUGGAUGUCUGAAUGUAUGAGUAUGAGUAUGAUUGUGAUUGUGUUUUUUCUCUUUAUCAGGAAGUUAUUCCAUGUCUAUCAGAGAUGUGGAUGCCCAGGGGACAGACGCUGUGAAACAUUAUAAGAUCCGCAUGCUGGAUAACGGAGGCUUCUACAUCUCUCCUAAAAUCACAUUUCCUGAUAUUGGCAGCAUGAUAAAACAUUAUUACAGUGAGUACCACUGUAUUUGAGCCCACCUGUAAUGUUGCACAAAUGUAAAUGUCUUGCUUGGUGACUUUACUUUGACUAUUUAUGACCUUAAAUUAAGACAUUUCAACUUCUCUAUAUACUAAAAGCACUCUGCUAUGUCUCAACAUCAGUUUGUGGUGUGAUUGUCAGUACAAUCAGAUGGUCUCUGUCGAAAGCUGGAGAAGCCGUGUGAUAAACCCAAAGCUCAGAAGCCAUGGGACAAAGAUGCCUGGGAGAUCUCCAAGGAGUCCAUCAAGAUG